Messenger RNA from Calypte anna (Anna's hummingbird), 894 nucleotides. RefSeq names its product NK2 homeobox 5 (gene NKX2-5). The record is from RefSeq and is a predicted model, not a curated record. Gene Ontology annotation, molecular function: DNA-binding transcription factor activity, RNA polymerase II-specific; RNA polymerase II cis-regulatory region sequence-specific DNA binding. Bases 1 to 894 code for a protein of 297 amino acids. The transcript is spliced from 2 exons. NCBI's taxonomy places the organism in Eukaryota, Metazoa, Chordata, Aves, Apodiformes, Trochilidae. Gene Ontology annotation, cellular component: nucleus. Gene Ontology annotation, biological process: cell differentiation; regulation of transcription by RNA polymerase II.
AUGUUUCCUAGCCCUGUGACAACGACACCCUUCUCGGUCAAGGAUAUUUUGAAUCUGGAACAGCAUCAGAGCGGCCUAGCCUCCAUGGAGCUCUCCUCCUUGUCCUCCCCCUCCUGCAUGUUGGCCACCUUCAAGCAGGAGACCUUCAGCUCCGAGCCCCCGGCCCUACCCGAGGAGCUGCCCGAACCCCACCCGGCCAAAACCGCGGCCGCCUUCCCGGGCUCCUACUACGUUAAAAACUACGUGGAAAUGGACUCGGCCAAGGACGCCAAGGCGGACAAGAAAGAACUUUGUUCCCUGCACAAGAACCUGGAGCAGGAGAAAAGAGAUCUGGAAGAUCCCGAGCGCCCCAGGCAAAGGAAAAGGAGGAAACCUCGCGUCCUCUUUUCUCAAGCCCAAGUCUACGAACUGGAGAGAAGAUUCAAGCAACAAAAAUACCUUUCGGCUCCCGAGAGAGACCACCUAGCGAACGUCCUAAAACUCACCUCCACCCAGGUGAAAAUUUGGUUCCAGAACCGAAGGUAUAAAUGCAAAAGGCAGAGACAGGAUCAGACCCUGGAAAUGGUGGGCAUCCCUCCCCCCCGCCGGAUAGCGGUGCCAGUGCUGGUGCGCGAUGGGAAGCCCUGUCUAGGGGAGUCUUCUCCCUACAGUUCGCCGUACAAUGUCAGCAUUAACCCCUAUAGCUACAACGCCUAUCCCGCAUACACCAACUACAACAGCCCGGCCUGCAACGCCAACUACAACUGCAACUACCCCUCCAUGCAGACCAUGCAGCCCUCGGCGGCCGGCAACAACUUCAUGAACUUCAGCGUAGGGGACUUGAAUUCGGUGCAGACGCCCAUCCCGCAGGGGAACGCGGGCAUCUCCACGUUGCACGGGAUCCGAGCUUGGUAG